This is a messenger RNA of Salarias fasciatus (jewelled blenny), 4128 nucleotides long. It is a transcript of the gene cnot3a, whose product is annotated as CCR4-NOT transcription complex, subunit 3a. Lineage: Eukaryota; Metazoa; Chordata; Actinopteri; Blenniiformes; Blenniidae. Gene Ontology annotation, biological process: regulation of DNA-templated transcription. Gene Ontology annotation, cellular component: CCR4-NOT core complex; nucleus. The record is from RefSeq and is a predicted model, not a curated record. Bases 192 to 2933 code for a protein of 913 amino acids. The transcript is spliced from 18 exons.
GGUGGGAUCUUAGCUACCGUCCAUCUUCAGCUACAUUACAGUGAACGAGCUUGUCGAAAAGAAAAUACAAUUUGGAAGUAAAGAAGACUUUCUGGAAUUAGUUUUGGCUCUAUUUGAAAAAGACACACGAAAGCCCAUACCCUAGUUAACGUGGUGACAGACGGAAUGUGGACAUUGUCGUAGUCAGAGCCAUGGCUGACAAGAGAAAACUUCAAGGUGAGAUCGAUAGAUGUUUGAAAAAGGUAGCGGAAGGUGUAGAACAGUUCGAAGACAUCUGGCAAAAGCUUCACAAUGCAGCAAAUGCAAAUCAGAAGGAAAAAUAUGAGGCAGACCUCAAAAAAGAGAUUAAAAAACUACAGCGAUUGAGAGAUCAGAUAAAAACAUGGGUGGCCUCAAACGAGAUCAAAGACAAAAGGCAGCUAAUCGAGAACCGCAAACUCAUAGAAACGCAAAUGGAGCGGUUCAAGGUGGUGGAACGUGAAACAAAAACAAAAGCGUACUCUAAAGAAGGCUUAGGGCUGGCGCAGAAGGUGGAUCCAGCUCAGAGGGAAAAGGAGGAAACGGGACAGUGGCUAACGAAUACAAUAGACACUUUAAAUAUGCAGGUGGAUCAGUUUGAAAGUGAAGUGGAGUCUCUCUCAGUUCAAACGAGAAAGAAGAAAGGUGACAAAGAGAAGCAAGAUCGUAUUGAUGAGCUCAAGCGGUUGAUUGAGAGACAUAGAUUCCACAUCCGCAUGUUGGAGACCAUUUUACGAAUGCUGGACAAUGACUCGGUGCCAGUGGAUGCAAUCCAAAAGAUCAAGGAUGAUGUUGAAUAUUACAUCGACUCUUCCCAAGACCCCGACUUUGAGGAGAACGAAUUUUUGUAUGACGAUUUAGACCUGGAAGACAUCCCUGCAGCUUUAGUUGCGACUUCUCCGUCGGGUCAGGGCAACGUGGAAGAUGAGAUGUAUCUCCACUCCAGCAGCACUCCCACUUCCACCACCUCCUCCUCACCCAUCCCUCCAUCCCCGGCAACAUGCACUGCUGAGAACUCAGAGGACGAUAAGAAAAGGGGACGGUCGACAGACAGUGAAGUUAGUCAGUCUCCGGUGAAGAACGGCACCCCAUCUUUGCUAUCUUCCUUCUCGUCCUCCACCACCUCGGGGUCGUCCUCGUCCUCCUCCCUCGUGUCCAUGGCGAGUGUCGUCGGAGGCAUUCCCGCGGUGCCCACGAGCAGCAGCCUUAUAGGGAGUUUCAGCAGCGCGGUGCAGCAACAUCAGCAUCAACCUGCGCAGCAGCAGCAGCAGCAGCAGCAGCAGCAAACAUCUCAGCCACCAAAUCAGUCACAGCAGCAGACACCUCAGACAAAACCCUCGGUCCCCACAAACAACACACCGAGCCCGCCCACUAACCCCCUACUCCCAGCCUCCAGUGCCCCCUCCCUCCCCACACCCAGCACACCAACUUCAUCAGCUCCCAACUCUCAGCCUCAGCCCAUAUCCGGGCCCAGUCCGGCAGCCAGCCUGGGCCUGGGGCUGGGACUGGGACUGAGUAAAGGCGGCAUGACUGGAACCAGCAGUGCCAACCAAAUGCCGGGUUUGGGUCUGGGGGGCCACCCCACCGCCCUAAACACAAUGGCGGGGCUCAUUUCGGGGUCCACACCUGCCCCUUACGCCCAGGCAGCAGCGUCGGGAGGCUUGGGUUUGAGCAGCACCACCCAGUCCAGCAUUUCAGUGGAGAGCAGCGCUUCCAUCCCCACCUCUGGCUCCAGUGGAGUCACCACCAACGGGGCGGGCUCGGGGCUCGGCCUGCUGGGCUCCAGCCCGGCUCACAACUCCCUCAGCGGGAGCAUCCUGGGCCUGGUCCCCGGGCAGAGCGUGGCCCCCGGUACCCCUCAAGUGCCGCCGAGCUCUGUCAGCACGACCGCCGGAGUAGUGGGCAUGAUGGGAGGCAACGGAGGCGGCGUUGGUGUCGUCGGGGGAGUGAAUGCCGCCCCUGCACGGCCGCCAAGUGGAUUGAAGCAAAAUGGAAGCACAAGUUACAGUGCCGUCGUGGCCGAGAGCUCCACAGAAUCAGCUCUAAGCACACCGAGCCAGUCACAAAGCAGCCAACCCUCAUCCCUCAGUUCCUCCACCAGUCAGCCGAUGGACAACGGUCCCAGUUUAAUCAGCUCCAUCACCCUGCCUCCCAGCUCUCCGUCCCCCUCGUUCUCAGACAGCACACCAGGCGGAGGGAGUCUCCUCAACGGGCCGCACUCCUACACACAGGCCUCCGAGGUUCUCAAGGCUCCCGAGCCGCUCAGUUCUCUGAAGGCGAUGGCCGAGAGAGCAGCUUUGGGCUCCGGUCUGGACGGAGAGAUUCCCAACCUGCAUCUAACGGACAGAGGUCGGAACGAUAUCUUCUCCAGUUCAUCCGCGGCGCCCGGCACACCAGCUGCUCCUCAGCCCUCCGUGUCGGAGGUCAGCAUCCCCCCCUCGCUUGGAGUUUGUCCACUGGGCCCAACCCCUCUCCCCAAAGACCAGCUGUACCAGCAGGCCAUGCAAGAGUCUGCCUGGACACACAUGCCGCACCCGUCGGACUCCGAGAGGAUCAGGCAAUACUUGAUGAGGAACCCGUGUCCCACUCUGCCCUUCCACCAUCAGAUCCCACCACACCACUCUGACUCCAUAGAGUUUUACCAGAGACUGUCCACAGAAACUCUCUUUUUCAUCUUUUACUACCUGGAGGGCACCAAGGCUCAGUAUCUGUCCGCCAAGGCUCUGAAGAAGCAGUCGUGGAGGUUUCACACCAAGUACAUGAUGUGGUUCCAGAGGCACGAAGAGCCCAAGACUAUCACUGACGAGUUUGAACAGGGCACUUACAUUUACUUUGACUAUGAGAAAUGGGGCCAGAGGAAGAAGGAGGGGUUCACCUUUGAGUACAGGUACCUGGAGGACCGGGACCUGCAGUGAUGGACAGAGGGACGCAAAAAAAAGGACAGAGAAAGACAAAACGUGCUGCUGUUGACAUUCCGAGACUGAACUCCAAACUGUGGAUAGAGAUUGUGAUGUGUAGUAGAAACCCCUCUCCCGACACGGAGACUGGUGUCUGUAUAGGCUGCAUCUCAGCGCGGAGCCCUCGCCGCCCGCGUGGCGCCCCGCCUCUGACGAAAACGCCCCAUGGGUCCGGUCAAACGCGGCGCGCCGCGCGGGCCGGGAGGGCCUCCCCGUUUGACGAUCUGCGUUUGUGCCUGUCUGUGUGCACACUCAGUAUGUGGCAUUAGGAAAGCCUACCCCCCCCCUCCCUCCCCCCAUGCAUGUUUCUCAUGUUUUGUUUUCUUUUUCCGUUUCCAACACGAUCCUCUGUACCACCGACCCCCACAUGAACCCGGAAGCCUUUUUGACUCGACACAAAACAAAACCCUCGGAUUUGAUUGAGUAAACUGCCCAUCCUGUAUUUACUGUAAUUUGGUGGUUUAGAACGGGGACGUCCAGUGGACAUUUUAUUCAUGGUGUGUAGGAACGGCUUCUUUUAAGACCCUACGAUGCCUGUUGAAUACGGUCACUAUUGAAGAUAGUGAGCAGUUAUCAAUAGUUUUAUUGAUAUUGUCCUGGUCGAUUAAAACGCUGAUUGAGAGUGACCACAGGGCCUCUCCCUGUGACAGGGAAAGAGUCCUUAUUGGACAUGGAUUAAAUUGCUAUGCAAUUGAACUGGUCUCUGACUCCCUCUCUUUACAAAUAAAAAAAUGUUUUUAAGUUAACCUGUCGGAAGUAAAAUGCAUUAUUAUGGCACCUUCAUGUUUGUGACAAAUUAAUAAAACUUGUAAAAUAAAUAGGGGUUUUGGGACAUUUAUCCACUUGAUGUUUGACUCUUCCACCGCUGAGGGAUCCUUGCCAUCCUCGAUGCAAAAAAGAAAACUAAAAAAAAACCAGCCACGCUGAGCGUAGUGAAUGUACCCAAGUCACCUCAUUAAUACUUGCAGAAAAACACAGUAUUAGAUCUGAAACCUGAGUCCCAACUUUAGUUUCACUCUCUUCUGUUGCUGUUAUAUUAUCUUAAAAACUCCACUGUGUUCAAUUUACCACCUGAUAUUUAAAGUGAAAGCCCUAUACAGUGAAUGUGCACUGACCAAACUGUUUACAUGUAGAGUUUAAACAUUUAAAUCCU